Messenger RNA from Trichoderma aggressivum f. europaeum, 1383 nucleotides. RefSeq lists its product as uncharacterized. Bases 1 to 1383 code for a protein of 460 amino acids. Gene Ontology annotation, biological process: charged-tRNA amino acid modification. NCBI's taxonomy places the organism in Eukaryota, Fungi, Ascomycota, Sordariomycetes, Hypocreales, Hypocreaceae. The transcript is spliced from 2 exons. The record is from RefSeq and is a predicted model, not a curated record. Gene Ontology annotation, molecular function: tRNA adenosine(64)-2'-O-ribosylphosphate transferase activity. Gene Ontology annotation, cellular component: cytoplasm.
AUGCCUUCAGACGACCUCUUCUCCAACCAGCCCUCCAUCUCCAGCCUCCUCACCCAGCUCCGCCGCAGCACUCUCACGCCUCACAAUCGCCUCAAUUCCAUCCACGCCGACGCCGCCUUUGUCGCCCAAGUGGCCUCUUCAUUCGCCACCUUUUCUUCUGAUCCAGCUUCCAGCCCACAGAAGCGCAAGAGGAAAAAGAGGCCGCUGGUGGCGAAUGAGCGAUGUGGUAGCUGGUAUAUCCCGCCGGACAGGAAAGACGGCAGCAUGCCCGACGCCCUCUCAACCACCAUCCCCAUCUGGUGCACCGUUCUCAACAUGGCCCUCCUCCCAAACAACCCCCUUUCUUCCAACCUCUUCCUCCCCCCUUACCUCCCCGCAUCCACACACUCUCAAAUCACUGCCCUCAUACCCACGUUCCUCUCUUCUCUCAAAGAACUCAACCUCACCCUCCCGACAUCUCUCACAAAACCUCUUCGUUCCCUCUGGAUCACACAGGACUCCUCUCUCCCUCCUCCCCCGGACUCAGAUGACUCAGAUGAAGACCAAGACCAAGACCAAGGGGUCAUAUUUCAGGAAUACCGUCCCGUCAUCUGCUGUACAGCCAGUAGACGAGUCGUCGGUAGCGAGGUCGACCAAGGGGGGUACAUCCAAGGCGCCGGCGACGACACCGAGAACUGGGCUCUGGGCCUCACCCCAGACGUCUUCUGGGCCAACGCCACAACCUUUCUCUCCGCCGCAGAAGCCGACAUCCCAGACCUCAUCAUCAAACUAGUGGAAGAAGCCAACGCACAGCGCCAGUCCGCCCCCUCCGGCGACGCGAAUCCCACUACCCUCCCUCGAAAGCAACUCACGCCACAUCUCUCCGUCCGUGCCCUAUCGCCACUCGAUCUCUCAUCACCAACACCCUCUCCAUCACAACAACAACAACAACCAAAUGAAUGCCUCAUCCUCCUCACCGAAACACCCACCCCAAAAGAAACAUGGCUCCUCUCCCCAACGCUCCUCCGCGUCGGCCUCGGCAAACACAAAACCGCCAGCCGCAACCUCCGCCUGGCCCUCACCGAAAUAUGCUCCUUCGCAACUCGCUUCCUCCAGAACCACCGGCAAAAUAACGCACCGGAUGUAUCAAACAACGCCGAACAGCCUCAAAUCAUCGUUGCUUGCGACUCGGACAGGGACCUCUCCGUAGGCGUCGCCUUGGCGCUUUCAUGCCAUCUCUUCGACGGCGAGGGCCGGUUCCGCGUGCCUGACGAUCAGGUGGCGUUUACCAAGACGUUGGUCAAGAUGAGGCUCGGAGCCAUCAUGACGGUGUAUCCGGAGGCGAAUCCGAGCAGAAGCACCCUCCAAAGCGUGAACAGCUUUCUGAUGGAUUGGAGGAAUUAG